Messenger RNA from Microbotryum saponariae, 761 nucleotides. The record is from the annotation of a GenBank genome assembly. Lineage: Eukaryota; Fungi; Basidiomycota; Microbotryomycetes; Microbotryales; Microbotryaceae.
AUGUCGAUCAAGACGAGAGCGAGCAGGCUCGAUGCGAGGAAGGUGGGGAGACUCUGUAUUCGGACUGCUCAGGUAUGUUUGCCCAUCUUGUGUAGUGGUCGGGAGCUGACGUCGUCGUCGCGUGACGGGACUGUGCAGGUCAUUUGCGGCGUGCACCUCUUUAACGAGUACAUCGCCGAGAUUCGUCCCGUGAGGUCUUCGUCUUGAGUACAAGUCGCUGUCAUUGUCCCACUCAACAAUGUCGAAUUUCCUCCCCAGUGCUCCGGAGCAUCGAUGUACCCGACUCUAUCCCAUCGAGGCAACUACAUCCUCAACUCUCCUCUCCUUCUCCGUCUAUCCCCCCCAACCCGAGGCACCCUCGUCUCCGCCAUCUCACCCUUGGACCCGUCCCACCAAAUCCUCAAACGCGUCAUUGGUGUCCCAGGGGAUAGCAUAUGCGUCGACCCGAGCGGGGAACGAAGGUUGGGCAAAGUCGAGUAUUGCAAGGUCCCGAAAGGACAUGUUUGGUUGGCCGGGGAUAAUAUGAGCAACUCGACGGAUUCGAGAGAUUAUGGACCCGUCCCGCUGGGGUUGUUGAGAGGGAAGGUUGUGGCUAGGGUAGGUUUUCUUUUUCGAGGAUACUUGGCGGGAAGUGGGAUUACGUUGGGGGAGAAGGAUUUUUGAGCUGAUGCGGUUGAACGUCUUCAUUUGUUGCGGUGCACCAGGUCUGGCCCAACCCGGGAUGGUUGAAACCCAACGUACGACCGGUUGAUCACAUUUGA